AUGUUCUUCCCACGAAUUUGGUUAAGGUGUAGAGGAUCGCGAACACUCGCUGCUACGGCGCUUGCGGGAUCGUUUUUCUUUCGUCGAAAAACAACAUCAGAAUCAUCGCAUAAGAAUUCUUCUGGGCAUCAUGACGAGACAGGCAGCGAUACUGUUACCAGUACUACAACAAAAGAUGGUGCUGCUGUUUCCGGCAAUGAGGAAUUUCGCUCUCCACUAAAGAAAAUGAUUGAGGAGACAUGGGUGUCGAUACGAAAGAUUCCUGAGUAUCGAGAGGCGUUCAAGCAACUCACUAAGGCAGAUGCCCCAGACGCUGUGUUGACUCGCUUCCUUAUCGCUUGCAAAGAGGAGCCCUCAGCCGCAGCUCGCAUGCUCCUGAACACGUUGAAGUGGAGACUGCAGGAAGAUGUAGAGGACAUUGUUCAGAAGGGUGAGCUCCAUGCCUUCAACAGUGGUGACGAGCAGUUUUUGAAACAGCUUCGCACUGGAAAAUGCACAUGUAUGGGAAACGACCUUUGCGGACGUCCUAUUUGUCAUGUCCGUGUGCGGCUGCAUCACCCUAAGGAGUUGACGCAGCAUUCGCUUGAGCAACUCACGCUUUGGAUCAUGGAAACUCUGCGUUUAUUGGUUCGACCUGUAUACACGCCAGCUGAGCUGUGUACGGAACGCAAAGUCAACGUCGUUUUCGACUUGACUAAUUUUGGAAUAUCCAAUAUGGAUUAUACUUUUGUGAAGUUUCUUGCGACUUGCCUCGAUAACUACUAUCCAGAGUCGUUAGGGUGUUGCAUUGUCCAUCAUUCGCCUUGGGUCUUUCGCAGUAUUUGGCGCAUCAUUAAGGGGUUGCUGAAUCCACAAAUCGCUAAAAAAAUUAUAUUCACUCAGAAUGUAAAGCAGCUCUCCGAAUACAUCUCUAUGGAUGUAAUUCCAGAGGAUAUUGGCGGUAAAAACCCCCAUCCUUAUCACUACGUCGAACCUGACGAACACGAAAAUGACUUGCUUGCUCCGACAAACGAGGAACGACUCCUUGCACUAAAAAGAAACGAUGAAUUAUUUACAAAAUGGGAGGAGCUCGCGUUACAGUGGAGCAAACUUCCCGAUAACGAUACAGAAAACGAUAACGUUCGGAGUGCUUGCGACGCCGCAGGCAUUGAAUUCGCCAAGGAUUACUGGAAACUGGACCGCUACACACGUGCACGAACCGUUUAUGAUCGACUGGGCUUAAUAAAGGCCCCAAAAUUCGAAAAUGAUUCCGAUUAA
Messenger RNA from Schizosaccharomyces japonicus yFS275, 1257 nucleotides. RefSeq names its product sec14 cytosolic factor family protein. NCBI's taxonomy places the organism in Eukaryota, Fungi, Ascomycota, Schizosaccharomycetes, Schizosaccharomycetales, Schizosaccharomycetaceae. The coding region runs from base 1 to 1257 and encodes 418 amino acids. The record is from RefSeq and is a predicted model, not a curated record. The transcript has a single exon. Gene Ontology annotation, biological process: intermembrane lipid transfer.